CCUGUGUCAUCAGAGUCUCACUGUCUACGACAGCUUCAUCUCUUAGUUCCCUACUUAAAGAAAGCAUACUAAAAAGAUUGAAAUCAAGUCUCUCUGAUACGCUCAUUCACAUAUCAUCGGCCCUUUGUUUUCUAUCAAUCGCAAUCAUGGCAUCUGUAAAACCCGUCACCGAAGCUCCCCCAACCAGCUCAGUCUCGCUAUCAUAUCCAGCUCCGUAUGUUCUGGUCGUAACAAUAAAUCGCGAAAAAGCGAUGAACGCGAUCCCAUUCGCUGGUCAUUGGGAAAUGCAUCAGAUCUUCGAGUGGUUCGACAAGGAACCAAAUUUGCGAGUAGCUAUCAUCACUGCGGCAGGGAAGAAAGCAUUCUGCGCAGGACAGGACCUCAUAGAGCUUGGGAAACUUCGUUCAGCCUCAGAAAAACCACCAGCUGCUUUGAUGACACAUCCACCAAGCGGGUUUGGCGGUAUCAGUCGGCGGACAGGGAAGAAGCCUAUCAUCGCUGCAGUCAAUGGUUUCGCGUUUGGGGGUGGAUUUGAAAUUGUGCUGAAUUGCGACUUGGUGGUUGCAUCCCCGACAGCGUCAUUUUCGCUCCCGGAAGCUCUGCGCGGAAUAUGGGCAGGUGCCGGCGGACCUGCCAGACUAGUCCGCAAUGUCGGCCUCCCAAUUGCCAGCGAAAUUGCACUUACGGGAGUACCGAUUAGUACUAAGAGGGCUCUUGAGCUCAACCUCAUCAACCGAAUAUCAUCCUCGCAAGACACGCUCGUCGAAGAGGCAGUGAAGCUUGCCAACGGGAUUGCAGCAAUAUCACCGGACGCGGCUAUCGUCACCCGUGCAUCCUUGAGGGAAGCUUGGGAGACGUCCAGUGUGGAGCGAGCUACUCAAAUAGUGGCCGACAGGUACAAGGACGGGCUUCUCGACGGCGACAAUGCGAAAGAAGGGCUUGUGGCGUUUGCUGAGAAGCGGAAACCGAACUGGAAGCCAUCCAAGUUGUAAAGAGUAAUUCAAGCGGCUCUCUUCUAUAACUAAUGACUGCCAUAGCUUCGGACAAGUCUCUUCUAUCCGUCCUCGAAGCCAAUGCAUCAUCUGACUUAGUUCAAGCCGGGAGACCGUAGCACUAUGGAUCAUGUACGCGGCAUGAGGGGGCGUUCUGCAGCUUCACUCUCACCGAAGUGGGAUUCCGCAGCGGCUUCCGUGCUGGUUUUAACGCAAGAUUUGGAUUAAAAACCAGCGGAGACACCGGGAAUAGGUACUGCUAGCUGCCAACCCGCGUGGGUGAUUGGCCUCAAGCGGUCGAUCAUGAGUCGUUUUCUCCGCAUUCCCUCUCCCCCACCCCCGCCUUUUCUUACCCUAGGAUCGGCCCAUCGCCUCGGCACCUGGUUCGGCGCCUUCGUCCGCCAUAAUAGCUUCCCGAUGACGGACGUGUCGUCUUUUAUAAUUUUCAAUUGGAAUUUUAUUACUCAC
Mytilinidion resinicola is the source of this 1460-nucleotide messenger RNA. Its product is annotated as ClpP/crotonase. The transcript has 2 exons. Gene Ontology annotation, cellular component: mitochondrion. Gene Ontology annotation, biological process: fatty acid beta-oxidation. Bases 147 to 992 code for a protein of 281 amino acids. Lineage: Eukaryota; Fungi; Ascomycota; Dothideomycetes; Mytilinidiales; Mytilinidiaceae. The record is from RefSeq and is a predicted model, not a curated record. Gene Ontology annotation, molecular function: enoyl-CoA hydratase activity.